Messenger RNA from Pangasianodon hypophthalmus (striped catfish), 5069 nucleotides. It is a transcript of the gene tmem150aa, whose product is annotated as transmembrane protein 150Aa. The transcript is spliced from 8 exons. Lineage: Eukaryota; Metazoa; Chordata; Actinopteri; Siluriformes; Pangasiidae. Gene Ontology annotation, biological process: protein localization to plasma membrane. The record is from RefSeq and is a predicted model, not a curated record. Bases 1134 to 1970 code for a protein of 278 amino acids.
GCGCUGGGCUUUUUGUUAUUCACCGUAUUAUGCGGAACGAUUGCACUAUGGGUAAUGUAGUCCUUCAGUCCGCCAUCUUUGUUUUAACUGAACGCAGAUGGCGGCUCUGAGAACUACAAUUACCAAGAGGCGGGGCGGAAAACUGAAACAAGACGGACGUAGGCGUUAGCUUUAAAGCAACACCACCAAGGUUGUUUAGGUACGUACCAAAAGAAAAACAGCGCGUAAGGUAGGUCCAGAAUAGUACUGUUUUUUAUCAGUGUUAAAGCUAAUUUAAGAACUGACGCCAUUUAUUCGUAAAGAAGUGCGAAAGUGAAGAAACAGCGAAGCUAGUCGGCUAAUCGCACAGUGUAGCAGGCUAGCGCUAGUUAGCUGUCAGGUAAGAGCACUCAUUACCGGCUUAUAACUAUUACAUUAUUAACGUCGAAUUAUUUCAGCAUUGUUAUUCCUAAAAACUCUAAUAUCGGCGUCGCUGUUGAGCAAGUUCGGUAAUUAAUCAUUUAUAGCUAAUUUUAGCUAUUCGAAAAAAAAAUGCGGAAAGUGUUUAAUAGCUCAUCGAACGCUAAAAUAAUGUCACAAAAGUUGAAUAAGAUAUCAACCAAAACAAAAAGUGAAGUCUAGCAAUUUAAAACAAGAACUUGCUGUGAAUUUAAACCUCAAACAGCUUUAGUAAAGUUACUUAGAAGUCGCUAUUCUCUGUUUGGAUUAUGAGUUGUUUUCCUACCCGUAUUACGUCCUGCGCUGUGAUUGGCUAAUAGCUCGUCCUCGCGGGAAGUGAAUACAACUAUCCAAUCAUAAUAGAGAACGUGGGAUCUCAGCAGCCAAUCGUGAAGCAGGGGGUGGGAUUUGUUGGAAUGUGGAUGGGGAAAAAAAGAACUAGCCAGCUAGUUAAGGUUUAAGCUGUCAUUUUACCUGUAUUUCCCCAGUGUGAAAGGUUUACCUGAUGCCUGAGGUUUUUACUCUUGACCGGACCUGGUGGUGAGCAGAAAGCAGCGCCCCGUCUCCGUCCUCCUCUCAUGUCCAUCCUCUGCAAGUCCCGGUCCAUCAGCCUCCCCUCUCCCUCUCCGUCCCCCUUCACACCCCCGCACCCUCCGUCUCUGUCCCCCUGAUGCGUAGGACCGAGAGUCAGCCUCAUGACUGCGUGGAUCAUUCUGCCCGUCAGCCUGGCCGCCUUCUCCAUCACCGGGAUAUGGAUAGUGUAUGCCAUGGCCGUGAUGAACCACCACGUUUGUCCCGUGGAGAACUGGUCCUACAACGAGACGUGUUCAGAGGAAAAGGCGGAACCGGGCUUCCCCAAAACCUGCUGCACCAUCCAGGACAUCCCACUCAUCAGUAAAUGCGGCUCGUUUCCUCCAGAGAGCUGUCUGUUCAGCCUCAUCGGCAAUGUGGGAGCGUUUAUGGUGGUGAUGGUGUGUCUGCUGCGCUACGCUCAGAUCAUCGAGCACAGUCAUCACUGUUGGACCAACACGAGCGGCCUGGUGUCCGGCUUCACCAACGCCGUGGGACUCGUCAUGGUGGGAAACUUCCAGGUGGACCACGCUAAGACUCUGCACUACGUGGGCGCGGGCGUGGCCUUUCCCGCCGGCAUGCUGUUUGUGUGUUUGCAGUGUGUGUUGACGUACCGCGUCGCCGUCACGCCUCUCGAUUACCUGAUGGCGCACGUGAGGGUGGCUCUCUCCAGCGGCUCUCUGAUCGCCCUCGUCCUCAGCGGCGCCUUCUUCAUCCACGAGAGCUUCGUCCUGCAGCACGCCGCCGCCAUCUGCGAGUGGGUCUUCACCGUCCUCAUCCUCAUCUUCUACGGCACGUUCACCUACGAGUUCGGCUCCGUCACCAGAGACACCCUGAUGGCCGGCCUGCAGAGGAACCUCCCCCUCGGGGGCGGAGCUUCCAGGGAGCUGAAGACUCCAGGCAGGAGCAGCACCACGUCUACACAGCUGAACUGCAUGCCGGAGAACAUAGCUAUGCUUUAACUAAACCACACACACACACACACACACACACACACACACACACACACACACACACACACUGCUGCCUUUAACUAAGUUCUCUAAGUCCCAGAAUUCCCCUGCACUGCACAGUUUAUUGGUAUCUUUGCUUUUUUUUUCCCUUCAAUAAAAACACCACAAAUAUUGACACUCGUGAUACUAACAAACAACGCUGGAAGCCCCGCCCCCUUCCUCGAUCUUAGUUAAUCGCACAUCUUGAAUAUUUCUUCCUUGACAGAUUAGCGGACACAGCGUUCUCGCUUUCUGUCACGGUUAGCUAGUGGGAACCGGCGAGAACAAAUUAGAGAGAAACUCAACGUAUGUCGUUAACAUUAGACGUGUAUAAAGUUAACAUCAGCUAACAACUUUUUUUUUUUUCGUUUAAAGAGAUGAACACUGCAUUUCAGCCACUGAAAAUUUUGAGCGGAACACUACAAGUGAAAUCUUUGACCACUUUUUGGCUGGAAAUUUUCGGUGGCUGGAUUUUCGGUGCGUUCCUAAUAAACAACAUAUUUAAAUAUAUAUAGCUACUUAUUUAAAUAUAUACUUAAUUAAAAGAAGGGCUAAAAAUUUUGACCCGCUGUUGGUCUCCAGCGUCGGUCAGCGCAUGUGGAACCAUUGCACGGUUUCUGCGAAGUACAUUAGACAAGCGAUCUGUAAAAGAACGAUAUCAAAAAAAAAUUACUGUACCAUUUUUUUUUAAACUGCAUUUGUUUUGUUUUUUUAAACUCUGCAAUUUUUGUAACUAAAAGUUAGUCAGUGAUGUCGCACCUCUUUAUUCUACACUUGUAGCUCUUUUACUACUAGAGUUUAUUAAUUAGAAAGUUGAACUACUGACUCUCCCACUGAAGGAGGUGUGGCUUUAAUCAGGCCACGCCCCUAACGUUUAUGGAUGCAGUUGAAUGUUCUGUAACUCGUAAACAGUGCAGUGCAGGCGAAAAUCCCUCCACACGUCCACUGUUCACGUGCGUCCUGCCGUUUUACACUCCUGAUUUGCCUUCACGCUCCACAGAGAGGAACGAUACACGAGUCCAAGAGGAAACAUGACUCAUGGUGCUUAGUUUAGCUGCUGUAGGGUUAGCGUGGUGGUGUUGUGCACACACACACACACACACACACACACACACACACACACACACACACACUGGGGUUUCGUAAGGAUUGUCUCUCAGUGCUUGGGUUGAAGUGUGUUUUCGUUCUUUAGUGGCCUGGAGCUGCUUGCUGCUGUACGUCCACCCGGCUGUUCGGGAAACGUUUGCACGUCACGCAUGAACGAUGUUAGGACGUUUUUUUUUGUUUGGUGCGCGGUCGCUGAACCGAUGCCGCCCGUGCACGCGCUUAGAAAUUUACAAACACAAUCUUGAAUUGAUAAUCAAGUAGUUGCACAUCCCGAUAAAAUCACUGAUCGUUAGGAAUCACUGCCUUAUCGAGAUAAUAUUCAUGCCUGGUUUUUAAUAUAUAUAUAUAUCUCAUAUGUUCUGUUAUCUUUAUGCCUGUGUGUUUGUUUGUUUGUUUUUUUUGUUAACAUAUCAGUUCUUUUUGGCAUCUCUGUAUUAUCAAUCACACGUAUCAUCUUUCACAUCCGUCCAUCAUAUCAAUUACCCAUGAGGCCACUUUCUGCAUUUUUCUGCUCAUUUACACACAGUUUCAUGCCAACGAGAAGCUCUAUGAUGAAUUUCAAACUUUGGCCAAUGCUUUUUAUAUUUUGGCCAAAAAUCAAACUUUUUUAAUUUUUUUUGUUACAUUAAAAAAAUUUUUUUUAACAUUUCGUGCCAUUGCCGUGUUCGUCGUGCGUUCAGUCUACCAAAGCUGUUGCCAUAACAACAUCGAACAAGAUUACGGCUAGCAGACGUCGACUGCACAGCCGUCCGUUUGGAACGACUCGGCGCGUGACUGAACUGUAAAUCCGUGUCUUGGCGUCCAGGCUGGAUCCUGGGAAUCCGUGUUUGAACACCGGGAAGCUGUUUGUGGCCUUAAUCUUCUGUUAGUGCCGCUUCCAAAGCCAAAGUGGGCUCGCUCCGUCGCGUUACGCCUCCUCGCUGUGCCUCGCCGUUUCGAUUCCGCACAAACGUUUGCUGGAUGAACGUUUGUUUGUAUUUGUCCACGCCGUCUCAAGAGUCUCUGAAGGAUUCCGCCGUCGGACCUCGUGUCCGCUGACGAGAUUCAGAGGAACUUGUUUCUGUUCUCGGCGUAGCGAGGAUCAUUUCUGAGAAGCAUCAGCUAGAGCUGGGCGAUGACGAUAAUCAACACUUUGAUCGAUAACAUUUCGUUUCUUCCCAAAACUGUUCGUCUCCGUUUGUCCAAUCAGAUGCAAGGCAGAGUUCUGACACUGGAGACUCCUUCCAUACAUGUUAGUCUCCUUACAGAAAACGUCACUAUGUCAGCGGUUACACUCGUUUGUUUACUCCGUUUACGUGAAGCGUCUGAUCGUACACGUCCCUGUGAUCGAGCUGUUACUAUAGAAACGAUAACAUAAACCUGAACUACUGUCAGAGCUGCUGUUAUAGAAAACUAAUCAACUCCUUCUGACCAAUCAGUUUUUCAUAUGUUGUUGAACAAAUACAGUAGAGACUCGAUCCAGACUCGAUCCAUAUGAACGUCUCCAUGCUAAACGAAUUUUAUGAUACACAUAGUGGAGAUUUCCGAACUGGAAGCUGCUUGUUGCUCAAUCGUGUGCACGUUAAACGAACCAAAACAAGUUUUAUUUCCUUGAGAACGCCAAAAAUAGCACAAGCGACGAAAUCAGGUGUGUGCGCUACGAUUUUGUGACCUCGAUUUUGUAUCGACGAGAACAGCUUCGCAGAACGGAAAGGUGGUUUUCAGUCGUUUGUAUGGAAGGACGUGUCCGGCGCGCGUCCGCAGCAUUUACAACCGAACCGAAUGUUGCCAUACGGUAAAGCGAUCUGUAUUUGCUCUUCCGUUUGAGUUCACACUAAACAAAACCUCGCUGCUCUCACUGCUGUCCAUCCAGACGCUGUACGACUUCCAUCACUGUAUGAAGUGCAUCACUGCUGACUGCACUGAUCUGUGUGACCGUUCCAGGGUUGUUGGUUUGCGUUUAAAUGUUUCACUUUUUUUUUU